AUGAAACCGCAUCUGGGCAGACCACUUCCCGCUGGGCUGGAAGCCUCAUCUCCGCAUCCUAGGUUGGCACUUCAGCCCAAUGUACAAUCAUCUCGGGUACUACCGUUCUUAUCGGCGGCGUCACUAACACCGCGGGACCGAACGCAUUGCCGUUCAAACCAUCGCACACCCCGACUUUUCCUGCCCCUCGGAAGUCGUGCAUGGUGA
This is a messenger RNA of Chondrus crispus (carragheen), 207 nucleotides long. RefSeq lists its product as hypothetical. The record is from RefSeq and is a predicted model, not a curated record. The coding region runs from base 1 to 207 and encodes 68 amino acids. The transcript has a single exon. Lineage: Eukaryota; Rhodophyta; Florideophyceae; Gigartinales; Gigartinaceae.